Messenger RNA from Boeremia exigua, 510 nucleotides. RefSeq lists its product as uncharacterized. The transcript has 3 exons. Gene Ontology annotation, cellular component: Arp2/3 protein complex; actin cytoskeleton. Gene Ontology annotation, molecular function: actin filament binding. The record is from RefSeq and is a predicted model, not a curated record. The coding region runs from base 1 to 510 and encodes 169 amino acids. Lineage: Eukaryota; Fungi; Ascomycota; Dothideomycetes; Pleosporales; Didymellaceae. Gene Ontology annotation, biological process: Arp2/3 complex-mediated actin nucleation; actin filament polymerization.
AUGUCGCAAUCCCUCCGCCCGUACCUGCAGUGCGUGCGCACCUCCCUCACAGCCGCCAUCUCACUGUCCAACUUCGCCUCGCAAGCCUCCGAACGCCAUAAUGUGCCCGAGAUCGAAGCUGCAUCGUCUCCGGAAGUGAUUUUGAACCCACUCACCGUAUCGCGCAACGAGAACGAGCGAGUCUUCAUCGAGCCCAGCAUCAACAGCGUGCGAAUCAGCAUCAAGAUCAAGCAGGCAGACGAGAUUGAGCACAUCUUGGUCCACAAGUUCACAAGGUUCUUGCAGCAAAGAGCGGAGAGCUUUGUCAUCCUGCGGAGGAAACCGAUUAAAGGAUAUGACAUCUCAUUUCUGAUCACCAACUUCCACACCGAGGAGAUGCUGAAGCACAAGCUGGUGGACUUCAUCAUUCAGUUUAUGGAGGAGGUCGACAAGGAGAUCUCUGAAAUGAAGCUUUUCUUGAACGCAAGAGCUCGCUUCGUGGCCGAGUCUUUCCUUACACCCUUCGAUUAA